AUGCGGCGGGGCGCGCUGCUGGCGGGCGCGCUGGCCGUCUACGCCGCGUACCUGGUGCUGGGCGCGCUGGUGUUGGCGCGGCUGGAGCGGCCGCACGAAGCCCGGCUCCGAGCCGAGCUGGGCGCCUUGCGGGAGCAGCUGCUGCGGGGCAGCCCGUGCGUGUCGGCCCGGGUGCUGGACGCCUUCGUGGAGCAGGUGCUGGCGGCCGGGCGACUGGGGCGCGCCGCGAUCGCCGACGCCUCGGGGGUCGCCAACGCCUCGGACCCCGCCUGGGACUUCGUCUCGGCGCUCUUCUUCGCCAGCACGCUGGUCACGACCGUGGGCUACGGGUACACAACCCCGCUGACAAAUGGGGGCAAGGCCUUCACCAUCGCCUUCGCGCUGCUGGGUGUGCCACUCACCAUGCUGUUGCUGACUGCCUCGGCCCAGCGCCUGGCCUUGUUGUUCACCCGUGCACCGCUGGCCUGGCUCAGCCUACGCUGGGGCUGGCACCCCCGGCGGGCAGCCCGCUGGCACCUGGUGGCCCUGCUGGCAGUAAUCGUGGCCACAUGCUUCCUGCUGCCUGCUGCCAUCUUUGCCUCCCUGGAGGCCAACUGGAGCUUCCUGGACGCCAUCUACUUCUGCUUCAUCUCCCUGUCCACCAUUGGCCUGGGUGACUACGUGCCUGGCGAGACUCCAGGGCAGCCCUAUCGUGCCCUGUACAAACUGCUGGUCACCGGCUACCUCUUCCUGGGUCUGAUGGUUAUGAUGUUGGGGCUCCACACCUUCCGUCGCGUCGCUGAGCUGCACGGCCUCACCCAGUUCAUCCUGCUGCCCCCCGAGGUGCCCACCACCGACUCCACCAUAGAGGAUGAGGAUGAUCAGGCAGAUAUUCUGGGGCCCCCAAUUGAAUCACAGCAACAGCUAGCUGUCAAUGCCCAUCCGGACUAUGCCUCCAUCCCCAGGUAGCUGUGGCCAGUGGGGGUCUCCUGGCCCCCUGAGACCAACCUGACCGCAGCACAGUGGCCAACAGCACACAGGCCCGAGGUGGUGGCCAUGGACCAUCCACUGUCCAUCCUGUGUUUUCCCUGUUGGGGCUCUGCCGGGCACCCCAUUUUCUGGU
This is a messenger RNA of Suncus etruscus (white-toothed pygmy shrew), 1102 nucleotides long. It is a transcript of the gene KCNK6, whose product is annotated as potassium two pore domain channel subfamily K member 6. Gene Ontology annotation, molecular function: potassium ion leak channel activity. Bases 1 to 948 code for a protein of 315 amino acids. The transcript has 3 exons. Lineage: Eukaryota; Metazoa; Chordata; Mammalia; Eulipotyphla; Soricidae. Gene Ontology annotation, cellular component: membrane. Gene Ontology annotation, biological process: stabilization of membrane potential; potassium ion transmembrane transport. The record is from RefSeq and is a predicted model, not a curated record.